AUGGAGGACCAAGUACACAAGCCGCAUCGCAAGUCCAAGGACAGGAAGGAGAAGAAGCAGCACACGGGAGAGCGCAAUCCCAAGGCGUUCGCAUUCUCUAACCCGGGCAAGCUUCAACGACAAGCAGCGAGAUCGCAGGAUAUCAAGGAAAAGCGCCUCCAUGUUCCCCUCGUCGACCGACUGCCCGAUGAGGCCCCGCCUCGCCUCGUCACCAUCGUCGGCCCUCCCGGCGUAGGCAAGACGACUCUCCUCAAGUCGCUUGUCCGACGAUACGCCAAGGAGACGAUAACCGACCCUCAGGGCCCCAUUACCGUUGUCACGUCCAAGAAGCAGCGCCUGACGUUUGUCGAAUGCCCCAACGAGCUUGAGGCCAUGGUCGACAUCGCCAAGGUGGCCGACAUUGUCCUUCUUAUGAUUGACGGCAACUACGGCUUCGAGAUGGAGACUAUGGAGUUCCUCAACAUCCUCGCCGCCACGGGCAUGCCUGGAAAUGUGUUUGGCAUCCUGACCCAUCUCGACCUGUUCCGAAAGCCCCAGGCGCUCAAGGAUGCCAAGAAGAGGCUCAAGAAGAGACUGUGGACCGAGCUGUACCAGGGCGCGCAUCUCUUCUACCUCUCUGGUGUCAUGAAUGGACGAUACCCCGAUCGCGAAAUCCACAACCUGUCGCGUUUCCUCUCCGUCAUGAAGAACCCUCGUCCGCUUAUCUGGCGCAACUCGCACCCUUACACCAUUAUCGACAGUUUCCGAGAUAUAACGCAUCCCACCAAGAUCGAGGAGGAUCCCAAGUGUGACCGAUCGAUUGUCUUGUCUGGGUAUCUACGAGGCACAAAUUUUGCAUCGCAAGGCCAGCGGGUACACGUUCCUGGCUUGGGUGACUUUACAGUCUCCAACAUGGAGGUUCUGCCGGACCCCUGUCCAACUCCUGCUAUGGAGCAGGCACUCGCUAAGAUUACCGGCAAGACGGGACGACGAAGACUGGACGAGAAGGAGAAGAAGCUGCAUGCGCCCAUGUCGGAUCGUAGCGGCUUGAAGAUUGAGGGCGAUGCCAUCUGGAUCACACGAGAGAAGGGCUUCACUUUUGACAAGGACGAUGAAAAUGCUGAGAGAGGAGAGGGCGAGGAGAUGAUUGUCGGUCUGCAGGCUGAGCGGAAACUCUUGGGUCAGAUGGAGGGUGGUGUACAACUCUUCAAGGGCGGUGGCCAGGUUGAGGCAGUGCCCGAAGAGGAGGAUACAGGACGUAAAACACAGCGCAAGGCUCGAUUCGCAGAGCGCGAUGAGUCGGACGAUGAGGAGAAUGAGGACGACGAGGGCUUUGUCAGCGGCGACGAUGAGGACGACUCAGAUGCCGAGGUCGAGUUCAACGAAGGCAAGCUGGGCAAGAUGUUCCGCAAGGAUGCCGAUAAGAACGUCGAUGAGGAUGAUCUUGCGUUUGCCGACAGCGACUCAGAUCUUGGCUCAAUGUCUGAAGCCGAGGAAGUGGACGAUGACGAGGAGUACGACUCGGACGAAGAAGCCGCAGCCCUACGGUGGAAGGACAACCUAACAGGCAACGCCCUGAAGCUUCACGGCAAGCGACGCACAUACCACACGGGCGACCUGGCCAGGCUCAUGUACGACGACUCAAUGACCCCUGAGGACGCGCUGAAGCGGUGGAGGGGUGACGAGGACGAGUCGGAAGAGGAGAACAUCGAGGAUGAUGACGAUGACGAUUUCUUCAAGAAGUCAAAACAGGAAAAAGAGGAUUCUGUUGAGGACAGGUCAAUACCCCUUUACGACUACGAGGACCUCGCCGCAAAGUGGGCAGAGGAGAGGAACGUCGAGGCCCUGCGUCGCAAGUUCACAUCAGCAGCCCUCGCCGCGGGAGACGAUGAGGACGAUGAUGAUGACGACGAUAUGGAGGGCGGAGAGGACUCGGACGACGAAGGCGACGGCGUGUUUGAGGAUCUCGAGGCCGAAGAGCAAGACGAGGAGGAGCAGAAGCCAGAUACCGCCGACGACAUCGAAGCCGAGCGAGAAAAGAACGCCAAGCGAAAGGAGGAGCUCAAGAUGCGGUUCGAGGAGGAGGACCGAGAAGGCUUCCUCAACGACAAGGCCAAGGCCCGCAAGGAAGGGGGCGACAUCCAGGAGUUUGGCGAGGACGAGUGGUACGAGGCGCAAAAGGCAAUGAUCCAGAAGCAGCUCGACAUCAACAAGGACGAGUUCUCCAACCUCGACGAGAGGCAGCGAACCGCCGUCGAGGGCUACCGCGCCGGCAAGUACGCCAAGAUCAUCCUCGAGAACGUCCCCGCAGAGUUCGUCUCCAUGUUUGACGCCCGCCGUCCUAUCGUUGUUGGCGGUCUGUCUCCCACGGAGGACCGCUUCGGCUUCCUCCAGGUCCGCAUCAAGAGGCACCGCUGGCACAAGCGUAUCCUCAAGUCAAACGACCCCCUCAUCUUCUCGCUCGGCUGGCGACGCUUCCAGACCAUGCCCAUCUACAGCACCACCGACUCGCGGACGCGAAACCGCAUGCUCAAGUACACACCUGAGCACAUGCACUGCUUCGGUACCAUCUACGGGCCCCUGAUCGCCCCCAACUCGGGCUUCGUCUGCUUCAACUCCCUCUCCGGGUCCACGGCCGGCUUCCGUAUCGCAGCCACCGGUACUAUCCUCAGCGUCGACGAGUCGACUGAGAUCGUCAAGAAGCUCAAGCUCACGGGUACACCCGCCAAGAUCUACAAGAACACGGCCUUUAUCAAGGACAUGUUCAACUCGUCGCUCGAAAUUGCCAAGUUUGAAGGCGCCUCCAUCAAGACCGUGUCAGGCAUCCGCGGUCAGAUCAAGCGCGCCCUGUCCAAGCCCGAGGGCCACUUCCGUGCCACCUUCGAGGACAAGAUCCUCCUCAGCGACAUCGUCUUCCUGCGCGCCUGGUACCCAGUCAAGCCGCACCGCUUCUACAACCCCGUCACCAACCUCAUCGGCUGGCAGCCCAUGCGCUUGACGGGUGAGGUCCGCCGCGCCCAAGGCGUCGCCACCCCUCAGCUCAAGAACAGCCAGUACCGGUCCAUCGAGCGCGAGACCCGUCACUUCAACCCUCUGCGCGUGCCCCGAGCCCUAGCUGCCGAGCUGCCCUUCAAGUCCCAGAUCGUCGAGACCAAGAAGCAGAAGCGCGACACCUACAUGAAGAAGCGCGCCGUCAUCAUGGCCCCCGGCUCCGAGGAGAAGAAGGCCCGCGCCCUCAUGCAACAGAUGCUCACCAUCCGCAACGACGCCGCCGCCAAGCGCCGCGCCAAGAAGGAGGAGAACCGCGCCGCCUUCCAGAAGAAGCUGGCCGACAAUGAGGAGAAGAAGGAGGCCCGCGAGAAGCGCGAGACCAAGGAGUUCUGGCGCAAGAAUGGCCGGAAGCGCGCUGCUGGCGAAGAUGGAGGAGGUGGCAAGCGAAGGAAGUAA
Messenger RNA from Fusarium keratoplasticum, 3426 nucleotides. RefSeq names its product Bms1-type G domain-containing protein. The record is from RefSeq and is a predicted model, not a curated record. Gene Ontology annotation, molecular function: U3 snoRNA binding; GTP binding; GTPase activity. Bases 1 to 3426 code for a protein of 1141 amino acids. Lineage: Eukaryota; Fungi; Ascomycota; Sordariomycetes; Hypocreales; Nectriaceae. Gene Ontology annotation, biological process: ribosome biogenesis; maturation of SSU-rRNA from tricistronic rRNA transcript (SSU-rRNA, 5.8S rRNA, LSU-rRNA); endonucleolytic cleavage of tricistronic rRNA transcript (SSU-rRNA, 5.8S rRNA, LSU-rRNA). The transcript has 3 exons. Gene Ontology annotation, cellular component: 90S preribosome; nucleus.